ACGUUAACCAUAAUAACAACCCUCGUCAAUGUGCCCGGAGUCUUUUUUCAAGUUGUAUAUUUUCAUUAUUUAAGAUUUAUGUCAUCGAGCAAUACCAAGAAGGAUCCUUGCAAAGCUAACGCCUGUAAAAUUCAAGCUUGUUUGAAAGAGAACAAUUAUCAGGAGGAAAAGUGCUUGGAGGUUUUGGAGCAAAUGCGUUUAUGCUGUUUGAAGUGGCAUGCAACUUCUCUGUGUUGUUCUGGCAUUGAUUUAAAUCGUUCAUAUUUACCAGAUAAAUCCGCUAGAGAAUCCAAAGAAGGAAAAUUAUAG
This is a messenger RNA of Stomoxys calcitrans (stable fly), 309 nucleotides long. RefSeq names its product cx9C motif-containing protein 4. NCBI's taxonomy places the organism in Eukaryota, Metazoa, Arthropoda, Insecta, Diptera, Muscidae. The record is from RefSeq and is a predicted model, not a curated record. Gene Ontology annotation, cellular component: mitochondrial intermembrane space. The coding region runs from base 79 to 309 and encodes 76 amino acids. The transcript is spliced from 2 exons.